UUUUAACCAGAGCUAAGCUGUUGCUACAGUGUACACACCUGGCCCUAUAUCUGGUGAGCAAAAUGCAAACAUAAAAAAAGGCAGGUAGAGUUUGCUGCGACUUCUCAGCCAGCCGAUAAGAUCCGGCUCCUGAAUGCUGUUGGAAAACAAGCCUAAAGAAGACUUCAUAGAAAUGGUGUGUAGUUGGACCAAGAAGCCUGUGGCCAAAAACCGUCAACCAUGUAAUACCAUGUGAGCCCAGUUCCAACAGAUGCAGAGCACCAUGGUUCAGCGCAGCAGCAGUUCUAUCUCUCACAGUGUUCCAGUAGUGGCAGUGUGCAUUGCUGCUUUACUCCUCAGCAAUGCAUUGAUUUACCUGUACCUGGACUCUGUGUAUCAGACUGAUGGGCAGCUGGUGUCCCCUCAGACGGGCUGUGCAUCUCAACACUUUAAAAUGGUGCCCAUGAAGAACUGCACCCCAUGGCUCCAGUGUUCACAGAUAAAUGCUGAAGUACGCAAACUGAAGCUGAUUGGCCAGGGAGUGGUUAAGAAGGUCUAUUUGGCAGAGUGGAGAGGUCAGAAGGUGGCUCUUUCCAAACUGACCUCUCUAGAUUACCUGGAGGAUUUUCUCCAUGGAUUAUCCAUGUUAAAGGCCCUACAGGGCUCCCGGGUUGUGCAGUUGGUGGGGUUUUGCCUUGAAGACCACAUCUUUGUUACAGAGCACCACCCACUUGGCUCACUGCUUAACUUGGAUUCAGUUCUUGCACAAAAGCAGCACCAGAAACAUGACACAUGGCAGAGAAGGCUGAGGCUUGCUACAGAUUAUGUCUCCCUCCUCCAUUACCUCCAUAACAGCCCAGCUGGAAGACGAGUUAUGUGUGAUUCAAACAGCCUGGAGAAAACCCUCUCCCAGUUUCUGCUGACAAAUGACUUUCAUCUGGUAGUCAACGACUUGGACGCACUGCCUGAGGUGGACCCGUUCAAAGGCCUGUUGGUAAAAUGUGGCCACAGGGAGCUAACUGGAGACUUUGUGGCCCCAGAGCAGUUGUGGCCGUUUAGAAACAAUGGGAAGCCAUUUUCAGACGAUCUCAUGCCUGGUUAUGAUGAGAAGACAGAUAUCUGGAAGAUCCCAGACGUGACAUUGUUCCUGAUGGGAAGGGUGCAUGGAGGGGAUUUAGUCCACUUCCAUCUUUUUCAGAUCCACAAGGAAUGCAAGAAUGAAGACCCCAAGCUCCGCCCUUCAGCUUUAGAUGUUUUGAAUGUGUAUAAGUCAGUCUACAGCAGCAUUCAGAGAGACAGUUAUGGCUCUAGAGAUAUGCUGUAGAAUAAUGAGUUACAAAGACCAUAAAUCUACAAUAAAAAAAUGGAAGGUACAGUCUUGUAAUGCUGUGCAGUACAAUAAAUACCACUAGAUUUGUGUGUUUACUUUUUACAA
Molecule: messenger RNA, 1414 nt
Organism: Mugil cephalus (flathead mullet)
Lineage: Eukaryota; Metazoa; Chordata; Actinopteri; Mugiliformes; Mugilidae
Gene: pomk
Product: protein O-mannose kinase
Exons: 4
Coding region: 251-1303 (350 amino acids)
Biological process (GO): carbohydrate phosphorylation; protein O-linked glycosylation; protein phosphorylation
Cellular component (GO): endoplasmic reticulum membrane
Molecular function (GO): carbohydrate kinase activity; ATP binding; protein tyrosine kinase activity
Source: RefSeq, a predicted model, not a curated record